This is a messenger RNA of Labrus mixtus (cuckoo wrasse), 2553 nucleotides long. RefSeq names its product ring finger protein 13 (gene rnf13). Gene Ontology annotation, biological process: protein ubiquitination; positive regulation of DNA-templated transcription; ubiquitin-dependent protein catabolic process. NCBI's taxonomy places the organism in Eukaryota, Metazoa, Chordata, Actinopteri, Labriformes, Labridae. The transcript has 10 exons. The record is from RefSeq and is a predicted model, not a curated record. Gene Ontology annotation, cellular component: cytoplasm; nucleoplasm. Gene Ontology annotation, molecular function: ubiquitin protein ligase activity; zinc ion binding. Bases 376 to 1530 code for a protein of 384 amino acids.
CAUGUGGCGGAAGUUUGCGCCCUCACGUGAAAGAAGAAGAAGCAGCUAGCGGAGAGGAUUAAACUGAAAACGUUUAUAUUCAUACUUUCGGACCUGCCAUUCAAAUGGGAUGAGGUCUAUCAACAAAUACGCAUAGUUGUGCUUGUUCGUUGGCACGACGCGUGGCAGAGAAGAGCAAUGUCCCUGCCAGCAGCUGAGUCCGUGGACAAGAUAAAAACCUCCAGGCAGACAUAAAGGUGUGACCACAGCAGGCGGUGUGUAGGGGUUCAGACGCAGGCCAGUGUGCCUGGUUAUUUGGGUGUGCGUGUGUGUUUAUGGUUGUGUAUGUGUAUGAGUGAGUGGCAUAGCAGCAGUGGGUUGUAACGUGAUGCCAAGAUGCUGCUGUCCCUGGGAAUGCUGAUGUUGUCGGCCACACAGAUUUACACCAUCUUCACCGUUCAGCUCUUCGCCUUCCUCAACCUGCUGCCUGUGGAGGCUGACAUCGCUGCUUACUCUUUUGACAACAAAACAGAAAACUUUGAUGACCUUCCUGCACGGUUUGGCUAUCGGCUACCUGGCGACGGACUGAAGGGCUUCCUGAUUGGAGCACGGCCAGAAAAUGCGUGCGAGCCCAUUGAGCCCCCUCCGAGGGAUAACUUGACGGGAGCGUUCAUCGUCCUCAUAAAACGCUUCGACUGCAACUUUGACAUCAAGGUCCUCAACGCGCAGAAAGCCGGAUACAAGGCGGCCAUUGUCCACAAUGUGGACUCUGAUGACUUAAUCAGCAUGGGCUCCAAUGACCUGGAUGUUAUGAAGCAGAUAGAUAUUCCCUCAGUGUUCGUGAGCGAGCUGACUGCCAACACUUUGAAAGUGGACUACACGUAUGACAAGGGGGGGCAUGUUGUUCUCAUGCCAGACUUCAGCCUGCCCCUGGAAUACUACCUGAUCCCCUUCCUCAUCAUCGUGGGAAUCUGUCUCAUCCUCAUUGUUGUUUUCAUGAUCACCAAGUUUGUCCAGGAUCGACACAGGGCUCGGAGGAGCCGCCUGCGCAAGGAUCAGCUUAAGAAACUUCCCAUCCACAAGUACAAGAAAGGGGACAACUAUGAUGUAUGCGCCAUCUGUCUGGACGAGUAUGAAGAAGGUGACAAGCUCAGAGUCCUGCCGUGUUCCCACGCCUACCACAGUAAGUGUGUGGACCCCUGGCUGACCAAAACUAAGAAGACCUGUCCAGUGUGCAAGCAGAAAGUGGUCCCCUCACAGGGGGACUCUGACUCGGAUUCAGAGGAAGGGGAGAGCAGCCCCGAGGAGAACGAGGAGGUUUCGGAGAGCACCCCUCUUUUGCGCUCUCUGGCCUCCACCAGCGCCCACUCCUUUGGUACCAUGUCAGCGGCGUCACGCUCAGACCCUGAGCAAGAGUCCUCCGAGUACGAGGACGAUGAGCUGGACAGCAGCGACAGCGAGGAGGAGGUCACCGUGGAAACUGUGGUAGUGCAGAUGCAGCAGCCGUGCUCUGAAGGCCAUGACCAGGAGGACGACCUGCCCCGAGCUUGACUGAUUGUUGGUUGGCCGAUCAACAAAGCCUGCCCCCCCCCCCCACCCUCUUGCAUACCUCACAGCCGCAGAGACUUUUGGGGUUACCAAACAGAUUAAUCAUCUGAUUACUUCUUUCUCUCACCGCUUACAAGACGCAGUUAUAUAUCCACCAUCCAGUUUUAUUUUUAACAUGAUUAUGGACAUAUCGCUGAUGACACUGUCAUGAGCUGACCUGCUUGGCACAUUAGAAGGCACAGGUGAUGUACAGUAGACUGGUAUACUGUAACUAGUCAUAAACAGAGGAAAUAGAAAAUCAAACUUGACACCAAGUUUAAUAAAAUGUGUAUAUAAAAAUUGAGAUCACAAUAAGUUACAUCUCUUUAGUUAUCUCCUGUUCUGUAUGUUUCAGAUGAUAGGGGACGUUUCAUUAUUGUACAUACAGUUACACUGACACACCAUGAACCGCUAUGCAGCAUCCUUUUUGUAAACUUACAUUAAGCAAGUAUAGAAACAUUUAAAGCCACAGCUCUAUGUUUUUUUUUUUUUUUUUGCCAAUUUAUUUCUAGCCUGAUGUAUGACGGAGCCUUUAGGUGCUCCUGUCUGUUCUGUGCCACAGUUUCUCUGUUACAAAAAAUGAUUCACUUUAAGACAAACUGAAGCGAAACCAGUUUGGGAAACACAUUCAAAGCAAAGAAUGUCAUUCUCUGUGAGACAAGUUACGUUGUGACGCCAGUUUAAACGUGUGGGGAAGAAACACGGGUGAAAACUGUGUCCACACUGCCUGUGGUUAACUUCAUUAGGCUGCUCCAGACCUAUCACCUCUUUACACAGAUAUCGUUUGAUUGGCCUUCUAAUACAUAUUUAACUUGACUUAAUCUCAUUUUAAUAUGGCUUAUAAUAACCAUUGACUUUUGUUUUCACAAUAUUGAAUGAUUUUUGUUCAUGAAACCUCUCGCCUUUUUUCAGUUGAUGUAUUUUGUCUUGUUUUCCUGCUCCUGUAUCUACUCUGAAUUCACUUCAAUAAAUGAAAAUUACACUCGA